AUGUUUACCUCGAGUUGCUGCUUCUUGUCGUCCCCAGCUUGGGACUAACGUUACCGGUCAGCGCUGAGACGAGGCGUCCCGUAGCAGGAGACCUGCACCAAAGAAUGUGGAUAAACCUGUUGUAAGACAGCACAAACUUUAGUCUUACGCAAAGCAAUGGAGGUGCAGGACCAAGAGUCUCUGGGGCGAUGGGAUGGGCUGGGUAGCCGCGAUGCCAGCUCCAGAACUGAGGCGAUGGAGAACAUCUGCCAGGACGUCAUGAGGAAAGUGGAGGCCAUCGGGCCCAUGCCAGCAUUGGCCCCCUCGCCCCCGGCUUCAGGAAGUCCCCCGAACAGCGACCUGAACGACAUCCUGGCUCAUCUUCUCAUGCUAUCCAAACGGUGUCCUUUUGAAGACGUCAAGGAGCAAUGCAUUCGGCUUCUCCAGGCUGUCCAGGACUUGGGAGUAAGGAUCCCAAGACCUCUAGGUAACGGACCAAGCAGAUUUAUCCCUGAAAAAGAGAUUCUUCAAGUCAGUAAAGUGGACGCCAGGACACAGUCGAUAUUUGAGGAUGCGUUUGCAGCCCUCGGUCGCCUGGACAACAUUUCCCUAGUGAUGGGCUUCCACCCGCAGUACCUGGAGAGUUUUCUCCGGACGCAGCACUACCUGCUGCAGAUGGAUGGGCCCCUCUCUUUGCACUACCGACACUACAUCGGCAUCAUGGCGGCAGCUAGACACCAGUGCUCCUAUUUGGUCAACCUGCACGUGAACGACUUCCUCCAGGUCGGUGGGGAUCCCAAGUGGCUCAACGGCCUGGAUGAAGCCCCACAGAAGCUGCAGCAGCUCGGAGAGCUCAACAAAAUCCUGGCCCACCGACCUUGGCUUCUCACCAAGGAACACAUCGAGCGCCUUCUGAAGGCCGAGGAACACAGCUGGUCCCUGGCAGAGCUGAUCCACGCCGUGGUCCUCCUCACACACUACCACUCCCUCGCUUCCUUCACCUUCGGCUGCGGCAUCACACCCGAGAUCCACUGCGACGGCGGACACACGUUCAGACCCCCCUCCCUCAGUCAGUACUGCAUGUGUGACAUCGCCAACGGCAACAGUCACGCUAAUCACCACGACGACUUGCUGGGCAACCAGGACAUGUGUGGUGAGGUGGAGGUGCUGAUGGAGAGGAUGAAGCAGCUGCAGGAGUGCCGCGAUGAUGAAGAGGCCAGCCAGGAGGAGAUGGCAACUCGCUUUGAGAGGGAGAAGACCGAGAGCAUGCUGGUGGUCACAGCAGAGGACGAGGAGUGUGUCCCCUCCAGAGACAUUUCUCGCCACUUUGAGGACCCCAGCUAUGGCUACAAGGACUUCUCCAGGAGAGGGGAGCAUGUGCCCACAUUCAGAGUGCAGGACUACAGCUGGGAGGACCACGGCUUCUCUCUGGUCAACCGACUGUAUCCUGAUGUCGGCCAGAUGCUGGACGAGAAAUUUCAGAUGGCCUACAACCUGACCUACAACACCAUGGCAACACAUAAGGACGUGGACACCAGCAUGCUGCGCAGGGCCAUCUGGAACUACAUCCACUGCAUGUUUGGCAUCAGGUAUGAUGACUAUGAUUACGGGGAGAUAAACCAGCUGCUGGACCGUAGCUUUAAGAUCUAUAUUAAGACCAUGGUGUGUAGUCCUGAGAAGACCACCAAACGAAUGUAUGAGAGUUUCUGGAGGCAGUUUCAGCACUCCGAGAAGGUCCACGUUAAUCUGCUUCUUAUGGAAGCGCGAAUGCAAGCAGAACUGUUAUACGCUCUGAGAGCGAUCACCCGCUACAUGACAUGAAGUGCUUUUGGCGUUUUUACCAUUGUCUUUUUUUUACCGUCAUUGUUGUUGCUCAUUAUGGGACACAUAAAGAAAAAAAAUCAAAGGGGGUGGGUGGGGGUGGGGAUUUGACAAAACUGUGGACGAGAGCCCUGGGUUGUGACGCUGGAUGUUGAGAAGAGGAUCAGAACAAAUGGAAAGCAAGAAAAAAAACAGAACUGUUGGAGAAAAAUCAUCUCAAACUAUAAGUGGAUACAGAAACCCAGUUUGUGUUGCCUGCAGUGCCAAAACUGACCAAGAGAGGGCAGUCUGUAGCAAAUUCCUGCUCUGCUGGGGAGUUUGUGCCAGAGCACUGACACAGGAGGCAUCCAGGACAACAUUUCAGUAUUCCAGCUGGCAACACUUUGGUUGCCGUUCUCACCUGUCUCCUGGUAGAGUCGAGACCUCGAAAAUCCCCAGAAAGAAAGCUGUGUCGCCAGAAACGGUGCACUGUGAUUCUGUUGUCACUGUUUUGUUUUAGUUUCUUUAAUAUCUUUUAUUUCAUUUUGUAUCACGAGAAGCGGAUGUUGUUGUCGACGUGGUUGCUGUUAGUGGUAACUGGAGAUGGGCGCAUUAACUUUGGGCGGUGUUUUUUACGUGUGCCUGAACUAUCCAGCACAGUGUGCAUACGUGCUGAUGCUGCUGCUCCCAUCUUAUACUCAGUGGGGUCAUAUUGAUCCCCAAAUCACCCCUCACCCAAUUUUCCCCCAUCCCCAUUACAUAAGCCCCUGUCCAUUAGAAAUCCACUGCAUUACCCCCACCCCCCUCCUGUCCUCUACCCACAUCCCAAAUCUCAAAUGUCAAAGUAAGCUAAUCCAAGGAGUGUGUGAAAACCAGAGAGGAGUAGAAAAAAACUCAAAGAACACUGUCUGAGCCCUUUUUGAGUUUGACUGUAGCUGUAUGGAUGAGGUCUGUGUUCAUGAUGACUGAGGUGUGAAUGUUUGUGUGUGUUUCACAGAAAUGACAGAAAGGAAAAAAAAAAAAGUACGUCUUGGAAUUUCAUGUGUCAAAAAAAAGCGAGGCACUUUGAAGGAAAGACUUCUUGCUUCUGCUGUAGCUGUGUUAUUGUGAGAUAACUGUUUAUCAUUUUUUUUGAUGAUGAUGUCUUUUAUUUUUAUGGUAACGGUGGGGGGGGGGAAAAGCUAAUCAAAAAGAAAGUUAGAAACCAGGUUUUCCAGGAGGGAUUUGCUUCCGGUUGUGCUAACCACACCUCGUCUGUCUUCCGCUUAUCCCAGCUGCCUGGUCAUCCUAACACUUUCAGAGCUUUGGAUUGUGAAUUUUACCAGUAAACAAAUACCUCUUCUGUUUUUCUCUAUAAAACAUAUAAGAAGUGCUCUUUGGUGAGCAGAGACUCUUUCUGGGGCUGCCAUGUUCCCGUCGGUCGGGGAGCCGGUGAACCCUCACAGGGCCGACUGCGGUCGAUAGCUUUCGAACGCAAAAGGUUGUAGCUGUGCUUAUUUCCCUGUUGGGGAAGUCUAACCAGUGCAAAAGCAGCUUUUUUAUUUUGAACAGAGGUGUGAAACCUCUGCUGUUGUUUUUUUUUUUCUUUUUUGUUGUUGUUUACUAAAAUCAGUAAAGUACUGCAUUCUUCUGAGGCUGGACUGAGAGGAUUGGACAGAUGAAUGAGUGAACGAUGGGGAGGAGGAGGGCUGACGGUAAAGGAAUGGUACAUUUGGAAGUGGUUUGAGAGGAAGUGGAGAUUUUUUUUCAAACUUCUGACUGAUGUCAGUUACUGACACUUUUUUUUAUAUGAAAAAUAUAUUUAAAAAAGAAAAAAAUAAACUAUAAUAUUGAUUUGUCGUGUAUCAUUUGUAGUUUCUCCUAAACAACUUUAAUUUCAUUGCUUCGUCAAAGAGAUUGUAUCAGAUGUGGAGAGACCAACACAAUUCAGGAAUCAAGCAGUCAUAGCACAAUCACCAUCAGCUCACUUUUACUGCUCAGUUGCACAAGAAACUUAAAUGACCCGUGAUAAUUAGUAAGCAUAUUGGAGCGCUGUUAUGCAAAAGAUGAGUCAUGAGAAGAUGGGGAGUUUUACUUAUGCUCCAAAGUACACUCAGCUCUUUGAGAAUAAAGCUGUUUCAUCAUCAGAAAGCUGAACUCAGGGGAAUAGUUCAGUUUGUCAUCAGUAAGUCCAGGGACUUUCAUGUGAAUUUCAUUUUACUGUAUUUGUUCAGGCCUGUGUGACUCACUAGGAACCAGGUGAUGGUCCCUCUUCCUCUGGUGCGGUUGAGAUCAAAGGUUCUCUUUUUCCCUGACUAACAUUUAGAUUGAGAUAAAGGGGGAAGUUCCUUGUAGGACACCUUGCCUUGCUUUCCUUUUCACCCCCACAUCACACCUGACUGGGAAAACAUGUUUCGCUUUCCAGAUGAGGCUGGUUCAUCUGUCUGAACUUCAGGGUGUUUCCCAGAAUUCUGUCUGUCAAAACACAAAUCACCAGCAGAAAAUCCUCACUGACCAAACUCUCUUCACAUUUCGGUGACUUUCAAUUUCAGACAAUUUAUGGACGAGGAAAAGGGUUUUUAAGCAACAUUGAUAUCAGCCAGCCAACCGUCUUUCAUAUCAACGUGAGAAACUCUAUGUAGAGAACAAUGUUUGUUAUCAGCUCUGGCUAAUAGGUUGUUUAGGGGUUUUUGAAUGAUGGGCUUGUCUUGUGGUUGUUUAAGGUCACUACUGUGUGAAAACAGGGGACAUUGACGCUGGGGGUUUUUACAUUAAGUGCCGUUUCUGAUUUCUUUCUAUGUAAUAACAAUGUGAAUUUGAAAUGCUGUACUUUAGGCUACUUGGUGUUACUUGUAAGCACUGCCUGGCCCCAUAUCUGUGUAAUAAUAAAGGCUUUGAGAAGCAAAGUUC
Messenger RNA from Acanthochromis polyacanthus (spiny chromis), 4668 nucleotides. It is a transcript of the gene sesn1, whose product is annotated as sestrin 1. Gene Ontology annotation, molecular function: L-leucine binding; oxidoreductase activity, acting on peroxide as acceptor. Gene Ontology annotation, biological process: positive regulation of macroautophagy; negative regulation of TORC1 signaling; cellular response to leucine starvation. Bases 157 to 1800 code for a protein of 547 amino acids. Gene Ontology annotation, cellular component: nucleus. The transcript is spliced from 10 exons. Lineage: Eukaryota; Metazoa; Chordata; Actinopteri; Pomacentridae. The record is from RefSeq and is a predicted model, not a curated record.